Molecule: messenger RNA, 2565 nt
Organism: Daktulosphaira vitifoliae (grape phylloxera)
Lineage: Eukaryota; Metazoa; Arthropoda; Insecta; Hemiptera; Phylloxeridae
Product: SET and MYND domain-containing protein 4-like
Exons: 12
Coding region: 177-2381 (734 amino acids)
Molecular function (GO): protein binding
Source: RefSeq, a predicted model, not a curated record
UGUGGUUACAACAUGUGAUUAGUUAUAGCUAAUUUCAAUUUGAAUAAUUAAAAUUACUCUUCUAAAAUUCAAUUUAUUUUAUUUUUUCAUAUUUAGAUGAGAAAUAUCAAUUAACCUUAUUACUAAAUUAUUUAAAUUACUCUUGAAUUCUUUGAAUAUAUUUGAUAAAUGUUAAUAUGUUUGUUAAAUGGGAUGACUUGAUGGAUAUAAUAACAGAUUAUAGUAUUAAAAAAGGGCUGAUUGAAAUAUUCAAUACUUUGGAGAAUGAAAAAAAAGUUGGUUUUUGUUUAAACAAUGAAUUUAUUAGGAAUUGUUUGGAACGUUGGUUAGAUAGUCCCGAGUUUAAUAACAGUUUGAAAAAUAACGAUACAUCAAUACAGCUUCGUUUAAAGGCAAAUGAAGAAUUUAAAAAAGAGAAAUGGGUUCUAUGUUAUAAAUUGUAUUUACAAGCUGCAAAAUUUGCUCUAUCUGAUAGUUUAGAAUUAGCUUUAGCCUUUUCAAAUCGGUCAGCAGUUUGUUUAAAGCUUAAGAAUUAUCAUGGAUGUAUUUUAGAUAUUGACAUAUGUUUUGAAAUUUUGAAAUCAGAGAAAUGCAAUAUUAAAAUAUUAGAAAAAAAUCGCUUGCUAACAAAAUUGAUGAAACGAAAAGUUGAAUGUCUAACUGAGGCUAAGCAGUAUAGAUAUGCUAUCAUGUGUUGGCAAGAAUUAUUAGAUUUCUCCAAAAAUAUUUCUAAAAUAUCUUUAGAUGAGAAUUUUGUAAAUAAAUACAAUAAAUUGUCAAAGAAAUUAGAAAAUGGUAACAUUUUUGAUGAUCAACCAGUAAAUUUUUUACAUCCAACACCAAAAGAAGAGUUAAUAACAAAAGCGUUAAAGAUAAAUAAUAUAAAUUUACCAUUCAAAUCUUCAAAAUUAAAACUGUGUAUUUCUGAAACUAAAGGAAGACAUUUUGUUGCAUCAUCUAAAAUCAAUUAUGGUGAACUUCUAAUUUUUGAAAAACCAUUUGCAUUUGUGUUGUUACCAGAUUAUUAUGAAUUAUUUUGUUAUAAUUGUUGUUCAUCUUUAAAAUUAUAUUCAAUUCCGUGUAAUGAAUGUAGUACAGUUCUUUAUUGUAGCAAAAUGUGCCAAAAGAAAUCCUGGGAAUCAUAUCAUUGUUGGGAAUGUAAACAAGGUACAUCAAUAUUUAAAUGUAUUGGAAUUGCUCACCUUGCUCUAAGAUUAACAUUGAAGACAUUAUUUUUUAACUCGGAGAAUGAAAAAAUUGUUAAUCUUCUAACUCAUAUAAACAAAUUUAAUACAUUGGAACUGUAUCAAUAUUGUUUGACGGCCACACUUUUAUUAUUGUAUUUAAAAAAGAAAACUAAUUUUUUUAACCAACAUUCCGACAAGAAAUUAGAUUUUGUUGGAAGUGAAUUAUUACACCACAUGACUAGAUUAGUGUGUAAUGGUAAUGCUAUUUCAUCUCAUAUUAUGAUGGAUAAUAAUAUAAAUUCAACCUCACAACUCAUUGAUGAAACACAACCUCGGAUAGGAACUGCUAUUUUUCCAACUUCAAGCAUGUUAAAUCAUUCUUGCGAUCCUAACAUACAUUCUAGUAAUAUAUUGAAUUAUGUGGUUAUAAAAGCAUCUCGUAAUAUUGAAAUAGGAGAAGAAAUUACAAAUUGUUAUGGGCCUAACUUUCGACGCAUGCUAUUGCUUGAAAGACAAGCAGUUUUAAAAAUGCAAUAUUAUUUUGACUGCAAAUGUUGUGCUUGUAUGGAUCCAGUUGCAGAUAGAAAUUUUAAUCUCAGAUUUUAUGGACUUGUAUGUUUAUCAUGUAAAAAACUAAUUAGUGCAACUAUAUUUGAUUUCCAAGAUGAAUAUCUCUUUUGUGAUCAUUGUUUAAAAAAAAUUGAAGCUAAUCGUUACAAAUGUUUAUUAUCUAAAGCUGAUGAAGUCUAUGAGAAUGCUUUGGUAGAAAUUGAAAGAAAUAAUUCUUCAAAAGCAAGUGAUAUGCUAUUAAAUUCUUUAAAAAUGUUUACUCAAGUUUUAAAUUCUAAAAAUCCUAAUGUUUUUAAAUGUCAAGAUGCUUUAGCAAAAAGUUUUGCUAUGUCAGGUAAUUUUAAGGAAUGUUUAGUUUUUUUAGAUAAAACUCUCAAGACAAUAGAACAACGUUAUGGAGAAAAUAGCAUUGAAGUAGCUUAUGAAUUAGAUAAAAUUACUGAUAUCAUGUUAAGUUAUCUGAAUUUUAAAGAAAACAAAUUUUUAGUAGAAAAGGCUUUGGCGUUUGUAAAACGAGCUAUGAAGAUAUAUUGUGCUCUUCUGUCUGUCUGGGAUAUACCAAAUGAUGAAUUUACUGUUGUAAACAUUCAAUAUAAACAGAGUUGCUUAUUAAAGUUAAUUUAAAGAGGCUACUUAAAAAGAAUAUUUUAUUCUGAAAUGAUGUGCCAUAAUGUACAAUAUAAUGUGACAGAUUAAUUGAAAAUAUAUAUUAUAGAAUUCUUAUAAACUGAUAAAAUCAUCAAAUUAAAUUGUAAAUUUUAAAUUAAAUAUUUUAUUCAAAAAACUCUACAAUAAUAUGUAGUUAUAU